AUGGUUUAUCAUAAUGAACAGAUCGUUUACCUAACUUUAUUAAAGAAGAAUCCAGUGAAGCUUAGUCAAUUGAAACUCAACUGAGUGAAAAUUGCCACUUGCAUUGUCAACUUUUCUUCAACACAAGCAAUAAUUUAGGGAAUCUCAAUACCUCUGUGUGGUUUCAAUAUAAUUGGAGACAACCCUUAUGAAAAUUCUGCUUCGCUACUUAUUGCAAAACAACUGAGAUGGGCAUCACUGUAGAGUUCGUUAGAAGUGUCUUCUCCAGAAACCGCUCUGCUGGAACUCAGGACAGCAAUGAUCUGGAGGCAAGGAACAAUAUGGCAGAAAAAAGAAGAUGGAGUUCAGUUAGAUCAUACCUGUGCAGUGAUGAAUUCAAUUCAGUCUUAGCAGAGGAAGACUCGGCUUCUGUUAAGAGUUCUGAGGCCACUGUUGCACAGCCUAUACAAGAAGACUUCACAGACAAGGGAGAACUUCAGAGUGAAGAUACCAAGGAAAAGCAUAACUCAAUUUCCAAGUUAUUCCACGAAGAAGAUGCAGCAAUCAUAAUUCAGACAGCAUUUAGAUGCUUUCUGGCUAGACACCGACAUGAAGAAAACAAAUUAAAAGAUGGUAAGCAGGAGGCUCUUGCAGUGACACGGAGUCCAAGUAGGGAGUCUAUGGGGACAUCAGUUGAAGUUCAAACAGGAAAUUCUGUAUCAGUUUUCUCAGUUGGAGAAGAAAGUAUGGCCCUACCUCGAAAGAUGCAGCAAAAAGCCAGAACCCGAAUUAUCAAGAUAAAGGAAGAGUGGGAUGAUAGCACAGUGAGUAGCAAUGUAUCCAAAAUGAGGAUUCAGAACAGGCUGGAAGCAACAACCAGGCGUGAGAGAGCUCUAGCUUAUGCCUUUUCACAGCAGCUAAGAAUUUGUUCAAAAAAGAAGCAGAAUAGAACCCAUGGCGCGGAACUGGACACAGGGUGGAGUUGGCUAGAACGGUGGAUGGCAACCCGUCUUCCUGUGAACCCCCUGGUUGAAAGUCAUUUAAGCAAGCAACUUGAGCAAUUUAACAACAAUCAAGAGUUCUUGGUGUCUAAAAGACAUUUCAAUGUAGCAGGGGAAGAACAGGAGGAGAGUUGUGGAUCUAAUGAGAUAGCUAUUCAAAUUGAAAGUUUUUCAGUGAAUUCACCUAAAGAGAUUGAUGGCUUCAAGCCUAGGAAAAACAGACUGAAGGCAACAAGAGUGUCAAGGAAGAAAACUGCACCAAGCCAUCCAUGGCCAAAAGAACGCAGCAAAGUAAGCAAGGACAGUCCAAAGGAGUUUGAUAUUGAUAAGAAGAACAAGCAAAAGCAACCACGGAACAAAAAGAAGUGAAGUGCAAAGAUGCUUCCACUUAGAGAUUGCAUAUUUAGCCUAUCUAGUGACAAAUCCAGGUUGCUUUCUAUCUUUCAAGAAAACUAGAGUCUCUUACUUUCUACCUAGAAUUUAUUCAUGAGUGUACGGCCUAUAUAAAUAAUAAAUCCCUUGUACCAUUCAAAAUCGCCUCCUAGAGAAGUAAAGAGCCUACCAACCCUCUUUAUUUUG
Mangifera indica (mango) is the source of this 1559-nucleotide messenger RNA. Its product is annotated as protein IQ-DOMAIN 33. The transcript has 6 exons. Lineage: Eukaryota; Viridiplantae; Streptophyta; Magnoliopsida; Sapindales; Anacardiaceae. Bases 228 to 1349 code for a protein of 373 amino acids. Gene Ontology annotation, molecular function: protein binding. The record is from RefSeq and is a predicted model, not a curated record.